Messenger RNA from Chrysemys picta bellii (western painted turtle), 2845 nucleotides. RefSeq names its product ferritin heavy chain A-like. The record is from RefSeq and is a predicted model, not a curated record. Gene Ontology annotation, cellular component: cytoplasm. NCBI's taxonomy places the organism in Eukaryota, Metazoa, Chordata, Testudines, Emydidae. Gene Ontology annotation, biological process: intracellular iron ion homeostasis; iron ion transport. Gene Ontology annotation, molecular function: ferric iron binding; ferrous iron binding.
CCAAACAAUGGUAAAGAUUCAAAUCUGCUUGUCACAAUAUAAACUUAUUUUCGCCAAGCAAGUAUGUGUGUGCCGCCUUUCACGUGAAGGCCAAAUGCAGUAGGAUGUAAAGCCAUCCUAAUGCUGCCUUUCUGAUAAAUAGACAAAAAGUUGCCUUGUUGCUAUGCAGAAAAACACACGAUUAUGCUGACUGUGGACUGUAGGAUGUUAACUAUAAUAUUACUUUACUGUAGUUAUGGUAAAGAAAUGUGAAACUCUGGAUAGUUAAGCAAAUAGAGGGCCAGUUCUGUCAUGCCAUUCAAGUGUUUCCAAAACGUACAUGCAUACAUCGCUUGUUGGAUGCAACCACUUUUGGCACCAGAAUUAAUGGAAGGCAGGACACAUUUUGGCUACUUAGGUAGCACUGGGGCAACUCUGAGUUCCAAAAAGGUAUCGCUGGCUUUUUGUUUAAUAUCCAGCAGGCAAAUGUCUGUUUGAAGUGAAGUUUUUUUAAAAAGAUGCUGGGGGAUUCAGACAGUAGCUCAAAAAUCUGAGCUCAGUUACUGUAUCUGUAGUGUAACUUAAAUCAAAUAAAUGGUGUAGCUGAGCUUGGAAUAUGGCUCAAAAUGCCAAACGUUACAUACAAGAGCAAGUAACUGGGGAUGAAUGAGGAAUUCUGCAGGUGAAGAUUUCAGGAAAGGAAGCAUCAUGAAUAACUAGCUAGGGGAGGGUAUAGCCAUCCGCUUCCAAAAAGAUAUCCCUGCACUCCAGAGUAAGGAUCCAAAAUACUGUGCUAACAGUAGUGUAAGCUGCUGCAUAUUGGAUUAUUACUAUAGUGUGUUUUUAAUAAAGAUCCUACCAUUACAGCAGUCAAAAAGGAGAUGAGGUUGCUUGGAGCUAGGUCAGUCCUACCUCAAGAUGUAUAUCUGGGCAGUAGGUUCUGCUACUGGACGGUUAGUGCCAACAUGGACCUGUAAGAAACCCUACAGGCUGGGCUUACUUGAGCCAAAUGCCGCAAAUCACACCCCUUUCUACAUAUUGGUCCCAUCCUGUCUUCAUGAUGUUAUCAUUUUCCCAGAGAUGCUUUUUGUGUCGGUAUCCUUGAUUCCCCCUUGUAUUCCCCUGGUCCCUGAAAAUCUUUUUUCCUUUCACUCAGAUGCCCCCUCUCUGUCCUUACAGCAGUAUUUACUAUGACACGACUUUGGGCUAUGUGGACAGAUCAUGAUGCCACAAUGGGAACUCCAGAGCUCUUGAUAUAACAAGCAAUAGCAACCCGUACUUCCUGAGCUCAAAGAGCUUAUAUAUAGGCCCUGAUAGACCUAAGAAAAUAUUGCACACAAUGUUAAGAUGGGUGGAUCUCAGGUAAUAGUCUCUCAAAUUCUCCAUUCUGUAACCGUCUUCCCAUUUAGGGCAAAAUGGGAAAUUGGCAUUGUUGAGUCCUAUAAAAGUGAUACUUAAUGAGCCACACUUUUCUCAAUAAAGAAACAGGCCAAUUGGGCUGUUCUAGAAGUGUCCAUUGCGCCCUGCUUUUCAAGGGUUUCAAAACAACUGUUGAGGUGUGUCUUAUGGCUAAUAACCUCUUUCACCUGUAGAAAUUCAGUAAUAGCCCCACCCACAAUGCUGAUUGGUUUUCUUGGUGAGAAAGGAAAUUCCCAUUGGAUGGCAGCAGCUUGUCAGUCAUACUUUUGUCCUUCUCAGAACUGUAUUAAUACCAAGUACUCUAAGACAGGCUUUUAUAUCCUUGUGUGGGUGAGCUCUUGCUUCAAUAGUGGUUGUGGAGAGUCUCUUUCAGUUGUAAGUGUCUGUUGGUGUUUUACACCUAAACCUUAGAGGUAAGGAAAUGGAGUCCCAGGUGCGCCAAAACUUCCAUGCUGACUGUGAGGCUGCUGUGAACCGCAUGGUGAAUAUGGAGCUGUAUGCUAGCUAUGUUUACCUGUCUAUGUCCUACUACUUUGAUCGUGAUGAUGUAGCCCUCAGACAUGUAGCAAAGUUCCUCAAGGAGCAGUCCCAUGAGGAGAGGGAGCAUGCAGAGAAGUUCCUGACCUACCAGAACAAGCGAGGGGGACAAGUUAUCUUGCAGGAUAUCCAGAAACCAGAACGGGAUGAGUGGGGGAACAGCCUGGAGGCCCUGCAAUGCGCCCUGCAGCUGGAGAAGACGCUGAACCAGGCCCUGCUGGACCUGCACAAGCUGGCUACGGAGAAGAAUGACCCCCAUCUCUAUGACUUCCUGGAGUCUGAGUACCUUGAGGAGCAGGUGAAGACCAUCAAGCAGCUGGGAGACCAUGUCACCAACCUGAAGCGCCUGGGAGUGCCCCAGAAUGGCAUGGGAGAGUACCUGUUUGACAAGCUCACCCUAGGGGAGAGCAGCUGAAUGCAGUACAGGUUCUUGUGUUUAGAAGGAAUGUCUUACCUGAGCUCAAAAUAAAGAAGAAUGGAAAGCUGUUUUGGCUGUAACAUGGCUUUCACUUGUGUAUAUGUGUAAUAUAUAGGAUGCCUCUAAACUGUAUUGGAACAAAGCAUGGGAGGGCAUAAUGUCAAGAGGAUAAUGAGGGACAGUGAAAUUCAACUAACAUUCUAUACAGCAACAGAUGUGGCCCUAUGAGGAGUUUAUUCAUGCUAGUCUUCCUCUACACACACACACACACAUUCUGGCUAAAAUCUAACUCCUCUUUCAGCAGAUCUCCUUGUACACAGUUCAGGAAGAAUCCCUACAAAUAUAGUAUUCAUUGGAUCAGCCAGCAAUAGGAAUGUAAAUGCCAAGAGUGGGACUGGCUAUGGAUAGUGGUGGCAGCAGAAAAUGGGAUGGAGAAAUAGUGCACUUAAUUCACCAAACUGAUGUAGGAGCACUAUGGGAGCUCAGAUUACA